AGAAAAAGCUCAGUGAUAGUUGGUCUAUAAGGAGAAGGGAUCUCAUUCAGAAUACAGAACAGACAUUUAAACAGAGAUAGAACAUGAACAUGAUGUUCUCCUGGAUACUGGCUCAUUAACUCUGGAAGAGACGGCUUAAACAGGUCAACAGCAAGGGGGGAAAGAUGGUUUUUCAGGAUUCAAAACAAUGCAGGAUAAAUUGGAAGAGAGGAGACACUCACAUGAUCACACAUCGGAUUAAAGAGAACAGUUUAAAACAGAAAAGCUCAGGAAUCUGAAAAUGAGUAAAAACCUCACAGAGAUCAAACUUCAAUUACAUUAAUUUCUCCACACCAGUUGGUGGCGAUAAUGCACCUAUUCGUUGUUUGUAAACUGCAUGUAAAGAGGAACAGGAAGAGGCGGGCGAAGGAGAAGAAGAGCUGCAGCUGGAUCACAAAGUUUCUCUCGGUUUGUGGGCUCAUCUAAAGCUGAUCAGCAGGAGGAGAGUCUGAUGGAGCAGCAGAGGAACAUUUUCAGCUGUUUGGACUCAGCUCAGCCGCUACAGAGGAAAUGAUGAGCUCAACAGUGAUGGACCAACAUGGAGCGAGAAGUCAGCGCUCUCAGGAGGCCGACAAACCUCACAGAAGAAAGAAAGAGAAAAAAUACAGCUGUGAUGAGUGUGGGAUGACUUUUACUCGGAAGUAUUUCCUAGAAAGACAUGAAGUCAUCCACACAGGAGAGAGACCGUUCAGAUGUGACUUGUGUGGGAAGUCUUUUACCCAGCCUGGAAACUUAAAAGCACACCAGGUCAUUCACAGUGGAGUUAAAGCGUACAGCUGUGAUGAAUGUGGAAAGGGUUUCACCCGGAAAGAAGGCUUGGUAAAGCAUAAGCUCAUCCACAGAGGAAUUAAACCUUACAGCUGUGAUCAGUGUGGCAGAGCUUUUACGCAAAGCAGCAGCUUAAGGAAACAUCAAGUUUCCCACUCUGGAAUUAAGGCAUACAGCUGUGACAUCUGUGAAAAAACUUUCAGCCACAUAGAAAAUCGAAAUAAACACCAGAGGAUUCACACUGGACAGGAUGUAUACUGCUGUGAUCAGUGCGGCAAACUGUUUGUAAGAUACAAACAACUACAAAUCCACAGAUUUACCCACACUGAGGAGAGACCUUAUAAAUGUGACCUGUGUGAGAAGACUUUUAAAGCGCCGAGUUCUGUAAAAGUCCACCAACAGAUUCACACCAGACAGAAACUCUACAAGUGCAGUUACUGUGAGAAGCAGAGCGACACAGAUGGAUCCAGAUCUCAACCCUGCCGUCACUGUGGUGGUGGGAAACCGUUUCGUUGUGACCUUUGUGGAAAAACUUUCAACUGGCAAACAAACCUAAUGAUGCACCAUCGUCGACAUACUGGACACAAAUUGCACUAUUGCGAAGAAUGCGGGAAAGGCUUCCCCACACCAGAUAAACUAAAACGCCAUGAACUCAUCCACAGUGGGGUUAAAGAGCACCUCUGUGAUCAGUGUGGGUCAUCCUUCACCACUGCAGAUCAGCUUAAAGUGCAUGAACGUGUCCACACAGGAGAGAAACCAUACAAGUGCAGACACUGUGACAAAAAGUUUUCACGGUCAGAUAAACGUAACCGUCAUGAACGUACGCAUGCCAACAAGAACUGCAGCAGGAAUCCCAGUUUGUAGUCCAAACAUAGUCCAUUCUGGAAAUAAACUGUUGCACCAGAAAGUUGAUUCUGUUCAUCUGGAUGCAGCGUUUUCAGUAGGAGGAGCGUUUCAUCACUCAUCCGUCAUGUCCUCUUCAGUGUAGGAUGACUGCAGGUUUCCCCAGUCUUAAAAAAAAGCAGUUGCGUAAUGACUCGAAUUGGCACCAGGACCUGACAGUAAGCUGUGGAAACAGUUUCAUGAUCAUUAAUAUGCAAAUUAUUAUGACAGAUGUUCAGUCUGUAGCAGCUGACUGGUGAACUGGCAUUUAUUUGCAGCACAGUUAGACCGGUUAGCUGGUUCCAGUUUGACUUUGGGACCGCAACUUUGGCCUUAACAUAAACUUUGGCUGUGAAGGGCAGUUUGAAACAAAAGGAGAACUUCCUGUAUUUAGUGUUCUUGUUGGAGGUGUUCUUUGGAACUUAAUGUUUACCCUCUUGUGUGUUUCACCUUACAACAGGGAUAAGGAACGCCAGGUCUUGAGAGCCGGUGUCCUGCAGGUUUUAGAUCUCACCCUGGGUCAACACACCUGAAUCAAAUGAUUAGUUCAUUACCAGGCCUCUGGAGAACUUCAAGACAUGUUGAGGAGCUAA
Messenger RNA from Oreochromis niloticus (Nile tilapia), 2282 nucleotides. Its product is annotated as zinc finger protein 708. Gene Ontology annotation, cellular component: nucleus. Gene Ontology annotation, molecular function: RNA polymerase II cis-regulatory region sequence-specific DNA binding; DNA-binding transcription factor activity, RNA polymerase II-specific. The transcript is spliced from 4 exons. Gene Ontology annotation, biological process: regulation of transcription by RNA polymerase II. Bases 550 to 1671 code for a protein of 373 amino acids. NCBI's taxonomy places the organism in Eukaryota, Metazoa, Chordata, Actinopteri, Cichliformes, Cichlidae. The record is from RefSeq and is a predicted model, not a curated record.